AUGUGGAAAGCAACAAUCAACGACACGUUUCCGUUCUGGAUGAGUUCUCUUCAGAAACUGCAAGUUCUAGUCUUACGCUCCAACGCAUUCCAUGGACCCAUACGUCAAGCCUCGUUCGGUACGCUGAAAAUCAUUGACAUCUCACAUAAUCACUUCAUCGGAACUUUGCCAUCAGAUUACUUUCUCAACUGGAGUGCCAUGUCAUUACUUGGGGCAAACGAAGGUCGGCCAUAUGAAAGUUACAUGCGAGAUCGAUCAGGCUAUUACCGCGAUUCAAUUAUUUUGGUGAAUAAAGGCGUAGAGUUGGAACUAGUACGUAUCCUACGGACCUACACAGCAAUCGACUUCUCCGGAAACAGACUUGAAGGAGAGAUUCCAAGCUCCAUUGGUUUAUUGAAAGAGCUUCAUGUGCUGAGCUUGUCAAACAAUGCUUUCACUGACCACAUCCCAUCUUUCAUAUGCGAGUUGGGCUCUCUAAGCAUUCUCGAUUUAUCAAACAACGACUUAAAUGGUUCUAUCCCUCCUUGUCUGGGAAAUCUCAAAGGUACACUUUCAGUUCUAAACCUUCGCCAGAAUCGUCUUAGUGGAGGUCUUCCCGAGAAUGUAUUUCAAAGUCUACGGUCGCUUGAUGUCGGUCAUAACCAAUUGGUGGGAAAGCUUCCAAGAUCUUUGAUUCAUUUCUCUAAUCUUGAAGUUUUUAACGUGGAAAGCAACAAUAUCAACGACACCUUUCCGCUCUGGUUGAGUUCUCUACAAAAUCUGCAAGUUCUUGUCUUACGCUCCAACACAUUCUAUGGGACGAUCCAUCAAGCCUCGUUCCAUUCGCUGAAAAUCAUCGACAUUUCACAUAAUCAUUUCAAUGGAAUUUUACCAUCGGAUUAUUUUGUGAAAUGGAGUAAUAUGUCAUCACUUAAGGCAAACGAGGAUCUUCUGAAUGAAAGUUACAUGGGAAAUGGCUAUUACCAGGAUUCAGUUGUUUUGGUGAUUAAAGGUGUAGAGUUGAAGUAUGAACGUAUCCUUAAAAUCUUCGUAGCACUCGACUUCUCUGGAAACAGAUUCGAAGGAGAGAUUCCAAGGUCAAUCGGUCUAUUGAAAGAGCUUCAUGUGCUCAACUUGUCAAACAAUGCUUUCACUGGCCACAUCCCUUCAUCUAUGGGGAAUCUGACAGCUCUCGAGUCACUAGACGUUUCCAGAAACAAGCUUUCUGGAGAAAUUCCACAAGAGUUAGGGAAUCUGUCGUUCCUUUCGCACAUGAAUUUCUCCCAUAACCAGCUUGUAGGUCUAGUACCAGGUGGCACUCAGUUUCGAACGCAGCCUUGCUCUUCUUUUGAGUACAACUCAGGACUUUUUGGCUCUUCUCUUGACGACGAUUGUCCAUCAUCGCAACAAUAUGAGACGCCAGGGGCAAAGGAAGAAGAAGAAGAUGAAGAAGAAGAGGUGUUUAGUUGGAUUGCAGCUGCUAUAGGAUUUGGACCUGGAGCUGUGUUAGGAUUGACGAUUGGAUACGUAUUGGUUUUUUAUAAACCAAAGUGGUUCACGAUUCCUUUUCGCCGAAGCAAACACAGAAGCACAAGCACCACUACUCAUUAG
This is a messenger RNA of Microthlaspi erraticum, 1590 nucleotides long. The record is from the annotation of a GenBank genome assembly. Lineage: Eukaryota; Viridiplantae; Streptophyta; Magnoliopsida; Brassicales; Brassicaceae.